Molecule: messenger RNA, 1368 nt
Organism: Seminavis robusta
Lineage: Eukaryota; Bacillariophyta; Bacillariophyceae; Naviculales; Naviculaceae
Source: the annotation of a GenBank genome assembly
AUGGCGAGGACAAGGAGCAACAAGAAGCAGAAGAAGAAGGACCGGUCUUCCAGCUGUCCUGUAGCCCACAAAUUCCUCCCUUUCCUCGUUUUGGUGGCACUGUUGUUUGGAUCAAUUGGUGGCAAUUCCCACACAGUCCAACAGUUCCUUGACGUUGCCUCGGGCUAUUAUCGGAAUGUCACUAUUGCUGUCGAUUAUGACGACUCCAUAGUAUUACAUGACAAAAACACUUCUGUACAAGGGACCGGGACCAUGAAGGAUACAACGAAGAAGUUGCUUGAAGUGGAGCCUGGAGCAGCCCAUACCUCACCAACACUCAAGCCGAAUAUGCAAGAAGCUACACAGCAGCAAGACAUGCAUCGACCUGGCACACCACUUCAAACAGCAGAAUUAUCCUCCUCAUUCAACACGACAAUUGCCUUUGCUGUCACCGUCACAUCUUGUCCGAAUAUGGAAACGGAUAACGAUCCCAUUCCCCUUUGGGAUGCCGCAGCCGUCUUGCAACAAUCCAUUCGCCAGACGCAAGGACGACCCUUUGAUUUGCAUGUCUUUGUGCAUUCUUCGGCCCGCAAAUGUGGGCGCAAAAUUUUGGCCAAGUUGGGAUAUCAGGUGCAUAUUCUACCCACGCCUGUGGCGUUGGAGGAGAUUCAAAAUGCAGUCGCCUUUUCCGGUCUCGUUGCGGACAAGAAGUUAGACAAUCCCUGCAGCAGUUGGCCCAUCCAGGCAUUCUUUACCCGUGACUACAAUUUGGCCCGUAGUUCCAAAACCAAUCUACCGGAUAUCAAACGCGUCGGUGUGCAGGGAGGUUUCUGGAUGGUGAAACCCAAUCAAACGGUCUACCAUCAACUGGUGGACAUUAUUCGGCACGGCGCCAAUUUUACCAAAGGCUACGGAUGGGGAGGUCCGACCCUGGGCGAUCCUUCGUGGUACUAUGGAAUUGCCCAGAUGCAAGGACUGUUGAGUUAUUACUAUGGAUACGUGGCACCCGGGACCGCCGUCGAACUCGAUCGCUGUGUCGUUAAUGCCAUGGCCGAUGCCCCCAAUCCGCUCUUUUGUGGCAACAACGAAGCGCAUUACUGUCACGAUUGCCGUCGGACCUUGUUGGAACACAUCUAUUCCGUCCACUUUACCAUUUGUCAAAAGCCGUGGUGGUGCUACACCAACGAAGACGAUAAUCCACUGUGCCUUCAGUUGCAUCACGAAUGGCAUCGUUUGCGUCAUGAUUGGGAGCAAAACAUCACCGCUGCUCGUGCCGGUUUCACCACCAACAACGUGCAAACCUACCGGCAACUCAUCCUCAAGUUUCCAACCCACUGCCACGGGCGAGAGUCGUACAUUCCCUUGAAGCAGCAGCAGCAGCAGAUAUGA